GCAGUAGAAAGUACGUUCUAUACACGAAAAAGUAAUUUAUCAAUUAUAGGAAUGCGAUAUUGCGUACAUCUUGUAAAUUUUGAACAAACAUAGGCAUUAUUGUUUCUUUCAACCACUUUACUUUUAUUUCAAAUAAGAAAGGAUUUUAUGAUAUGUGAUUAGUAAUAUGGGAACCUGCAAGUGUUAAGUAUGGAGAAAAUGUGUGCUAUAUAAAAUUUAAGAAUUAGAAGAUGUAACACCCAUGACCAAGUAGCAGACGAUGCAGACGAUGUUAUUAUGUGUGUUGUAGAGCGAAUGUAAACAAAAAACAAAUCUUGUAAAUUUGUUUGUAAAUCACGGUGGGUGAAAGCAUUUCCAUCAGUUUAAAUAUCACUGUCAGACGAAGAAGAAACAGAUAUUGGAAAACUGUAUAUCAAUUGUUAAGUGGGAUAGAAUGGAGGGUGCACCUUACCAGUGAUUUGAAGAUGAACCAAGAGGACAACAUGCAUAGAAACAGACUGAGCCAGGAGGGACUGGUCUUAGCAGUGCUGAUGCUCACACUUAAUUUGUGUGGUGCUUCCAUGAUCACUUCUAGGGAUGAAAUUCUCAUUGGUCACUGUGAUCCUCCCAAGAUACCCAAUGGUGCAGUUGUUCCUGUGCAACAUACAUAUCAGAUUGGGGCAACUGUGGAAGUUGUGUGUUCAGGAGGCUUUGUUCUACAAGAGGAGAACAGGCUACACUGCACUGAUGAUGGAACAUGGGCAACAACCUCAGGAUAUGCUGCAAUCCUUGAAUGUGAAGCAAUAACCAUGCAUUGUGAACCACCACCCAACAUUGAGCAUGGUUCUGUGCAGGUGUUGGAACGGGAGAAUCUGCUUCUUGGAUCCCAUCAGGAGAGCCUGAGGGAAGUAGAUCGGUUCCAGGAAGGAAGCGUUGCAGAAUAUUCUUGUGACUUGGGCUACUGGUUGCAUCCAUCAUCCCAUUCUAGGCAUAUAUGUCUCCGAGGCCUAUGGAUGGGGGAAGUUCCACGAUGUGUUAGUAAAGGUUGCAUGAGCCCAGAACCAGUGAUGAAUGGCUACUACCUCGAGGUCACAGGAUCGUCAGAUGUUCAGUACCCUCCUGGUGCAAGGCUCCAGUUUGUGUGCCAUGUAGGUUACACCCUCCGUGGUGGAGAUUUGUUCGAUUGCAAUGAAACUGGUCAUUGGAUGCCCAGGACACAUCCUGUGUGCAAGCCUUCCCCAGAACUUAUUGGUUCUGUAUUAUGCCCAGUACCCCCAGAAGUUCUUCAUACUGGAAAGAAAAUUGUAGCAGGUGUCUUGACAGCAAAGGGAGCUAUACAUGGAACAUCUAUAGAAUAUAGAUGUCUAGCUGGUUAUAGAAAUGUGCUUGCACCUUGUGUUACCCAUACAUUAUCGUGCCAUGAGGGACAGUGGCAUGGAACCUCCCCAGAAUGUGAGGAAUUCACCAGUUGUGUGGCUCCACCUAAUAUAGCACAUGGUUACAUGUCAGACAGUGCUUCAUCAUAUGCUCUGCAAUCUCAGGUGUACUACGAUUGCGAACUUGGCUACCGUCUUGUUGGCCCUUCAGUAUUGACCUGUGAAGAAACUGGUUGUUGGACCCCAAGGAUGCCUCCUGUCUGCCAGCUUAGCCAUCAGUUUGAAGAUGAAAUACGUAAUGAAACUACUGUUCUGGACAUGCACACCAUUCUUGUGGCUACAACAGGAAGCGUCAUUGGGAUUCUGCUUAUUGUAUUGGCUCUGAUAUUUUUAAUUAUAACAAAUAUCAGUAGCCGACGUGACAAGCGUGGCCCACAGCUCGGGACUACCACACUCCUACGCCUAAUUAUCGUGACGGACUCUGCUAAAAAGAGCUCUCACCUUGCUUAG
Molecule: messenger RNA, 1865 nt
Organism: Penaeus vannamei (Pacific white shrimp)
Lineage: Eukaryota; Metazoa; Arthropoda; Malacostraca; Decapoda; Penaeidae
Source: RefSeq, a predicted model, not a curated record